Messenger RNA from Porites evermanni, 1757 nucleotides. The record is from the annotation of a GenBank genome assembly. Lineage: Eukaryota; Metazoa; Cnidaria; Anthozoa; Scleractinia; Poritidae.
AUGUCCAUCGGUUCACGAUCUGAGCUAACAUCAGGAUAUUUUCUACUAGUAAGGGUAGGUAAACAUUGCUGUUGAAAUAGAUUUGCUGAAGCAAUUAUGAAACCGUUUAUUCCAUGAAGCUAGGACGCAUGAGACUAAGACUGAGAUACUAUCAACUCUCUGAGAACAGUUUGUCCACGGUUAACGUAACAGUUGUUCGAAUGCUACUAGUUUUUUCGCUACUAGUUUUGUUGGGUAGGGAGUGAUGUGAUAUUGUAGCUAGAUAGAACUCAUGUGAUUACCUGGUCGCAUAUAUUCUAAGCAUUUCUGAAAUCGAGAACUUAAAAAGUGAAAUUGGUGCUCGGCAAAGCUAUAUUUUGCAAUAGGGAGUGAGCUGAGAUGUCAGACGAAGGCUUUUGAACAAUAUAGAAUCAGGUAGUUGUGGCAGUCAAGGUGCUGGUUCGGCAGCUAGUGAUACGAGUUAUUAGCCUCUUCGACGCUAUAGUGCCCUAAGGAGGAUCAUCAUGAUAAGAACUUGAACAUUUGAGCAAGUCUGACAUUGCUCACAUCGAAGACAACACUGGCAAAAUUUUAUAUCAUUUUAAUUGCAAUAAUUUAGUUGAAUUAUAAUAAUUACGUUAAAUAGAUAAUGUUGCAAGAUAGCAUCUCUGUUGAAAUCGAAUGAAACUAUUUAGGGGCAUGAGCCGCGCCACCGUUCUCAAAGGGUUACCAAGAAAACAUGAUUCAUUAUGGGGCAUGGAUGAAAUUGUAACCUUAAUUGUUCCCAGGGUCUCUCUUCUUCCUGAAGGAAACUGGACCGACUAAACGUUCGCAAAGACUUCUGGGAACGUUACGAGGGACACGGGGAAAAAAUUGCCAAUAGAUGACUAGUGCGUCCCCAGUAACCAUCCCACAAACACUUGCGGGACACAACCCGCAUAAGGGUUUCUUUAGUGGCGAAUGGGAGACACGUGAUCUUAAGACCCUAUCGGAGACUCUAUCGCUGAGCGCGGGAACGUGAAGAAGAGAGAACCCUGGAAAAAGGUUGGUGCAUGUAUAAUAUGAGUAUGCUAAACUGGCAGCUAAUUCAAGCUUUUUUAUUUUCAUAGGCGGCUUCAGAUGAAUCUUCGAUCGCAGCUUGUCCGCUGACCCAUCAGGUCCAAAUGCUCUGCAAGUUGAAGAAUAUCGAACCAUUGAUCAUGCCUUUUAACAUUCAAAAGAAAUCGAAAAAAUUCCUUGAAAUCAACUCCACUGGUAAAGUCCCAGUUCUUGUGCAUCAAGUCAACGAGGACGAAGCACUUGUUUUAGACGACCCCCCUCUUAUCGCUAAGUAUUUGGAAGAGUUAUAUCCGGAUCCGCCCAUCGGGAGCAAGAGCAAGGAAGCUAUUGUUGCGGGCAGUGAUAUUUUCCAAAAAUUCUGCGCCUUGAUAAAAAACCAAGAUCCUUCCAAAGAAGCUGGGAUGAAGGCAGCGCUGUUGAGGAAAAUGGAAGCGUUGGAUUCGCUUCUAAAAAGUACGAAUGGUGCUUUCAUGGAAGGGGACUCUUUGAGAUUUUCAGAUUGCAGUUUGCUACCUAAACUUCUUCUUGUUCGGGUAGCUGCCAAGGAGCUCAAAGGAGUUGAAAUUCCUGCGCGACUCAAAGGGGUCUGGAGAUAUAUUCACGCUGGUGAAAAACAAAGUGUAUUUCUUGAAACGCGUCCAUCGAAUGAGCUCAUCAAGGAACACUGGUCUAGGCAUUUUGCUGCGCCAAUUAUUGAAGGAUACGAAAAAGACUAUUAA